AUGUGGAUUGUCAACUGGUUCUUCGAAGUCCUGGCCUCGCUCGGCCUCGCCAACAAGCACGCAAAGCUCCUGUUCCUCGGUCUCGACAAUGCCGGAAAGACAACCCUAUUGCACAUGCUCAAGAACGACCGCGUAGCCGUUCUGCAGCCCACUCUCCACCCAACCUCUGAGGAGCUCUCCAUUGGCAACGUCAAGUUCACAACCUUCGACCUGGGAGGCCACGCGCAAGCCCGCCGCUUAUGGCGUGAUUACUUUCCCGAGGUCAGCGGUAUCGUGUUCCUGGUUGAUGCCAAGGACCACGAACGUCUCGCCGAGUCCAAGGCGGAGCUCGACGCGCUGCUUGCUAUGGAGCAGCUGGCCAACAUUCCCUUUGUCGUGCUCGGAAACAAGAUCGACCACCCAGAGGCCGUGUCCGAGGACCAGCUGAGGGCGGAGCUUGGGUUGUACCAGACGACAGGUAAGGGCAAGGUACCGCUGGAGGGCAUCAGGCCUAUCGAGGUCUUCAUGUGCAGUGUGGUAAUGAGGCAGGGUUACGGCGAAGGCAUCAGGUGGCUCAGCCAGUACGUCUAG
Molecule: messenger RNA, 570 nt
Organism: Ascochyta rabiei
Lineage: Eukaryota; Fungi; Ascomycota; Dothideomycetes; Pleosporales; Didymellaceae
Product: COPII coat GTPase
Exons: 6
Coding region: 1-570 (189 amino acids)
Biological process (GO): vesicle organization; intracellular protein transport; membrane organization
Cellular component (GO): COPII vesicle coat; endoplasmic reticulum exit site
Molecular function (GO): GTPase activity; GTP binding
Source: RefSeq, a predicted model, not a curated record